UGGUGCAUUGUUUCUGUAUAGUUUGCAGACAUGGCUAAUUUCAAGUUAUUUUCAGCAGUUGCUGCUAUCCUGAUUGCCUCUUGUGUAGGUGCAUCUGUCGACAUCGGCGCAAGAAUUUCUGAUGACCGCAAUAUAGACCAGUGCAACGCUGCUGCGGCGAAAGUGAAACUUCUUCAAACAAACAUUUACGAACCAGCUAAGUUUUUGUUACCUGUUACCAGGACCCUGAACUAUCCCGAAAGUGGUUUAAAUACCCAUAGAAUAUCCUGCCUCAAGGUCAUGAAUAUGGAUACCGGCGAUCAUGGUGGACACCCUGAGGUCAUCUCCGGUGGGGUUGGGUCCUAUGACGUCCAGAUUCGUCUAACUUCACAGUGGGGUCAACCACUGAAUUUCAGAGUUGAAAUUUGGGCCGAAGCAUAAGAUAGUUAUAAACUGUCAUCGUUUAACAAGAGCUUGUAUUUUGACUUUAAGUAAUAAAAUACAUUUAAAUGGGCCCAUACAA
Molecule: messenger RNA, 502 nt
Organism: Anoplophora glabripennis (Asian longhorned beetle)
Lineage: Eukaryota; Metazoa; Arthropoda; Insecta; Coleoptera; Cerambycidae
Exons: 3
Coding region: 31-420 (129 amino acids)
Source: RefSeq, a predicted model, not a curated record